Stegastes partitus (bicolor damselfish) is the source of this 1673-nucleotide messenger RNA. RefSeq names its product membrane progestin receptor gamma-B. The transcript is spliced from 9 exons. Gene Ontology annotation, cellular component: membrane. The record is from RefSeq and is a predicted model, not a curated record. The coding region runs from base 4 to 918 and encodes 304 amino acids. NCBI's taxonomy places the organism in Eukaryota, Metazoa, Chordata, Actinopteri, Pomacentridae. Gene Ontology annotation, molecular function: signaling receptor activity.
GCCAUGCUCAGCCUCAUCAAGUUACCGCGAGUCUUCACCAUCAAUCAAGUGCCCAAAGUUUUCCAUGAGGACAGCAUCAUCUCUGGGUACCGGCAUCCCCACAGCUCCGCCACCGACUGCAUCCUCAGCCUCUUCCACAUGACCAAUGAGACGCUCAACAUCUGGACCCACUUUCUGCCCACCUGCGUCGCACUGCCUCCCUGCGAACAGGCUUUUAUGUGGCAAACGUCACGGAGAUAUUCUGCACAUAUGCUUCCUUGGGGUCCAGUGAACAGCUCCUUCCACCGCUGGUACGUCCCCAUCGCUGUGUUCAACACCGUCCUCUGCACCAUCCUGGCCUGCUACUCCAGGCUUGGCUUACCGUUUCUACAAUAUAAUCAUGACAUCGUGCAGAGAUUCCGGGAAUGCCAGAGCCCAAAGUUCAGCAAAAUCCUGCGUGUGGCCGCCUUCGCCUACCCCUACCUGUUCGACAACAUUCCUCUGUUCUAUAGGGUUUUCCUCUGUGUAGGAGACGGCUGUACAGACAACGACACCAACAUGCUGCACUACAAACACAUCGCCUUGGCUUUCCUCACUGCCUUCCUGUUCGCCACACAUUUACCUGAGCGCCUGGCACCGGGCAGCUUCGAUUACAUCGGUCACAGCCACCAGCUCUUCCAUGUGUGCAGCAUCCUGGGCACCCACUUCCAGAUGCAGGCCAUAGAGCAGGACAUGUUGACGCGACGGCCCUGGCUCAUCCAGAACUCCAUUCCCAUCACUUUCGCCAACUCGGGGGGUCCGGCGCUGCUUUGCGUGGUGCUGAACUUGGUCGUCAUCGCCCUCUUCAGCCUGCCUCUCCUCUCUGGCCCCGUCUGCAGAGAAAAGAAACACGGGAAAGGUCCAAAGAAAGCCUCCACCAAACCCUGGCCCUGCUCCUGAAGCUCCAGCUGCAGUCGUGGCUGAACAAGACUUAUAGACGUGUGAAAAGAGGCAUUAUGGGUAAAAUAUGCUGCUGAACUGUGAGGAGACGGUGUCAUGUUUAAAUGAACGUAUAUGAUUGUAUUGAGCCUUGAGACAUAAAAAAUGUGAGUUGUACAAACUUACAAUGGAAACUUAGCAAAACUUUUGUUACCACGGUAUGUAUGAAUCUAAAUGUUUCUGAGGAAACUAUAUGAAGCUACAUAUGUAGCAGCUUAGCUACAUUUAGCUACAUUUUGAAGCAGUUUUUUAAUAUAUUUAUGAAACGUUAUUUCGCUCAGUUCUUUGAUUUCCACGUGUGUGGUGCAUGAGAAGACUUCAGGGAAUGAAAACUAUGUAGAAUUUUAAUUUCACUGUCAAUUUAAAAUCUUUAUGCUAAAUUAAGACACUGUACAUUUUUGUAUUUAUAAUUGUUGCACACAGUUUAUGAGAUUUCACUUUUACUCGGUGAAAGGAGACGUUACUCAGGUUCAUCACAUUAAAACUAAAGAAACACUUUUGAUGAGGAAUGUUGAGUUUUUUGCUUUCGAGUUUGAGCUGCCUGAUAAUGAACAACUUAAUACAUUGAAAGUUUAACAACUGAUAAUGUAUGAUUUAAUGAUUUUAGGGUAGUUUUUUCCCCUCAAAUGACUGGUGUUUGUGUCUCGGCAGACAUCAUUACAAUAUUCCUUUAAUGCACAACUGAAAGUUAUUUAUUAUGAGUUUUUCAAAUAAAC